Protopterus annectens (West African lungfish) is the source of this 4400-nucleotide messenger RNA. It is a transcript of the gene PFAS, whose product is annotated as phosphoribosylformylglycinamidine synthase. Lineage: Eukaryota; Metazoa; Chordata; Ceratodontiformes; Protopteridae. Gene Ontology annotation, biological process: 'de novo' IMP biosynthetic process. Bases 89 to 4165 code for a protein of 1358 amino acids. Gene Ontology annotation, molecular function: phosphoribosylformylglycinamidine synthase activity. The record is from RefSeq and is a predicted model, not a curated record. The transcript has 29 exons.
UUUUUUAUCUCCUACUACCCGUUUCUCUCCAGUUUCGCAAUGUAUUGCGUUUCUUACAAACUGCAUAGGGAAGUGGCAUAGCACGCACAUGGAGUCAAGCGCGCCGUAUGCGAAAAGCGUCCAUCGUAAUGUUUGUUUUUCCCUCAGGCUCAACGUCAGUUUUAAAAUGGUUGUCCUGCAUUUUUUCCAAAGACCCACAACUCCGUCAGCAACACUUUACAGUCACAUACAGUCUGGUAGUUGCAAGCCGGGCGUCAUAAGCAGCAUUGUUGUAGAAAUUUGUUACAACGUGAACUGGUCAGGGCCAGACCAGCCAAAUUCUGAUGAAAUACAAAGACUGCAGUGGCUGUUUAGCUCCCCUUUUGACCUCAAAGGCAUUUCGUCUACAUCCUUCCUGUCCCCUGCAGAUGGAGAGCUGCUGGUGGAGAUUGGUCCAAGACUGAACUUCUCUACAGCUUCCUCAACCAAUGCAGUAUCCAUUUGCCGUUCCAUUGGAAUGAACUUGGUUGAUCGUGUUGAGCGCUCAAAGCGAUACCUUAUUAAGUUUGCUGACCCCAGCACCCUGUCUAGCGAAAAGGAGAAGAUUGUCACAUCGCUUUAUGAUCGAAUGACUGAGUGCUGCUACCAGCAGCCAAUUGAAAGCUUCGAUGUAGCUGUCCUGCCAGAGAAUGUGUAUGAAGUGGACAUCCUCAGCGGUGGAAAAAGUGCUUUAGAGAAGGCAAACAAGGAGCUGGGUUUGGCGUUUGACGACUGGGAUUUGAAUUAUUACACAUCAUUGUUUCAGAAGGUGCAGAGAAAUCCAACCAGUGUCGAGUGUUUUGACCUGGCCCAGUCAAACAGUGAACACAGUCGUCACUGGUUUUUCAAGGGACACCUGAAGGUUGAUGGCAAAGAAGUCCCAUGUUCUCUUUUUGACAUGAUCAUGCGGACACAGGAGACAAGUAGCUCAAACAACGUCAUAAAGUUCUGUGACAACAGCAGUGCUAUAGAGGGGAGAGAAGUUUCUUGCUUAUAUCCUGCUGAUCCAGCUGAGGUGUCGCCCUUUGAGCGUCGAACCUCAAAGCGUCAUGUCAUCUUCACUGCAGAGACCCACAACUUCCCUACAGGGGUGGCUCCAUUCAGCGGUGCGACUACAGGCACUGGUGGGCGAAUUCGGGAUGUGCAGUGCACAGGAAGAGGAGCGCAUGUUGUUGCCGGCUCUGCUGGAUACUGUUUUGGAAAUUUGAUGAUCCCAGGUCACCAGCAGCCAUGGGAGGGCUCUUCUUUCCUGUAUCCUGGAAACUUUGCAUCUCCACUAGAAGUGGCAGUCGAGGCCAGCAAUGGGGCCUCAGACUAUGGGAACAAGUUUGGAGAACCAGUCCUGACAGGCUUUGCCCGAUCCUUUGGAAUGAGAUUGCCAAGUGGUGAGAGGCGAGAGUGGAUCAAGCCAAUCAUGUUCAGUGGGGGGAUUGGGACUAUAGAGGAUCAGCAUAUUCGAAAAGAGGAAGCCAAGGCAGGGAUGGAGGUCGUGAAGAUUGGGGGUCCUGUUUAUAGGAUCGGAGUCGGGGGAGGAGCUGCUUCAUCCAUACAAGUGCAAGGAGACAAUGCUAGUGAACUUGACUUUGGGGCAGUCCAGCGAGGUGAUGCUGAAAUGGAACAGAAGAUGAAUCGUGCUUUGCGGGCCUGUGUGGAGAGUUGUGAAAAAAACCCGAUCUGUAGCAUCCAUGACCAGGGAGCAGGUGGAAAUGGAAACGUCCUGAAGGAGCUGAGUGAGCCUGCUGGAGCCGUUAUUUAUGCCAAGAAUUUUAAGCUUGGUGAUCCUACAUUGAGUGUACUAGAAAUAUGGGGAGCUGAAUACCAGGAGAGCAAUGCCCUGCUCCUUCAACCACAUGAUGCUGCCUUUUUAAGGAGGGUCUGUGAACGAGAGAAAUGUCCAGUAGAUUUUGUCGGGAAGAUCACCGGAGAUGGAAAGAUUGUACUGGUGGAUGACAGAGUGAAAUCGGCAUGUGAAGAUUCUUCCACUGCAUGUAACGGAGUUCAGGCCUCGUCACAUCCUGUGGAUUUAGAACUAGAGUGGGUGCUUGGAAAAAUGCCCAGAAAGGAAUUUACCUUAGAAAGAAUUACGCCGACUCUUCAACCACUGCUCUUGCCUUCUGAUCUCUGUGUUCGAGAUGCUCUGGAUCGUGUCUUACGGUUGCCGUCUGUGGCCAGCAAGCGUUAUCUUACUAAUAAGGUUGAUCGUUCUGUGACUGGACUAGUUGCCCAGCAGCAGUGUGUUGGUCCUCUUCACACGCCCCUGGCAGAUGUCGCUGUCAUUGCACUGUCUUACUUUGACAAGGUUGGGGCAGCCACAGCCAUUGGAGAACAGCCAAUCAAAGGACUGAUAGACCCAGGAGCCGGGGCUCGCAUGGCUGUUGGAGAGGCACUUACGAACCUGAUGUUUGCCGAAGUUACAGACCUCAAGGAUGUCAAAUGUAGUGGGAACUGGAUGUGGCCAGCAAAGUUACCAGGGGAGGGUAACGCUCUGUAUGAGGCCUGUGUAGCCAUGUGCAGCGUCAUGAGAGAGCUCCACAUUGCAGUGGAUGGUGGGAAGGACUCCCUUAGUAUGGCCGCCCGUGUUGGUGCAGAGACAGUAAAAGCCCCAGGUGCAUUGGUUAUCUCUGUCUAUGCUGUCUGCCCUGAUAUUACAGCCACCAUCACCCCUGACCUGAAGAAUCCAUCUGGGAAAGGUGUGUUGCUACAUCUCCCCAUUAGUGCAGGACGGUACCGUCUUGGAGGCAGUGCUCUAGCCCAGUGCUUUUCCCAGAUAGGGGACUGUAGCCCUGACCUGGACAAUCCAUCUAUCCUUGCAUCCUGUUUUGAAGUCACACAGAGGCUUCUCCAAGAACGUAUUUUGAGCUCAGGACAUGACAUUAGUGAUGGAGGACUCAUAACUUGCCUUCUUGAGAUGGCAUUUGCAGGCAAUCGUGGCAUUGAUGUUGACCUGUCCACCCAAGGAAGCGUGCUGGAAGUGCUGUUUGCAGAGGAGCUCGGUUUAGUGCUGGAGGUACCUGAUUCUGCUGUGGAGCGGGUUCGUAAGGAGUACCAGAAUGCUGAUGUUCAGUGCAUGCAGAUUGGGUACACAGUGGGAGAAGGCCCUGAAUCCAUGGUCAGAGUUCGUAUUAAUGGUCAGGAGGUGCUGAAUGAGAAGAUGUCGGACCUGAGAGGAGUCUGGGAGUUCACCAGCUUCAGACUUGAGGAAUUUCAGGCCAACCCUUUGUGCAUUGCAGAAGAGGAACAAGGACUUGCCCUACGCACAGGAGCUCAGUUUAAACUUACCUUUGAUCCUACAGUGGGCUUUAAAGUACCACAAGAGCUAGGUCAUUCUGCACCUCGGGUGGCAGUUGUGCGUGAAGAAGGCAGUAAUGGAGACCGUGAAAUGGCUGCAUCCCUCCUGAUGGCUGGUUUUGAGGUGUGGGAUGUAACCAUGUGGGAUAUUUGCACUGGAGCUGUGACAUUGGACACGUUUCGUGGUCUUGCGUUUGUUGGAGGAUUCAGUUAUGCAGAUGUUCUUGGAUCAGCUAAAGGAUGGGCAGCGUCUGUUAUCUAUAAUCCUACUGCUCGUGCGCAGUUUGAAGUGUUCCGUACUCGCAGUGAUACUUUCAGCCUUGGUGUGUGCAAUGGUUGUCAGCUGAUGGCACUACUUGGUUGGGUUGGAUCAGAACCAGAAAAAACUGCAUCAAAUGAGGCUGUGAUUAGGCAAGGUGUGCUCCUGAACCAUAACAAAUCAGGCCGAUAUGAGUCCCGCUUUGUUAGUGUCAGUAUUCUAGAGAGUCCGUCCAUCAUGCUGCGUGGUAUGACUGGUUCCACACUAGGUGUGUGGGUUGCCCAUGGAGAAGGUUAUAUGCAAUUUAGAUCUGAAGAAGUGCUGACUUUUCUGAAAGACAACAACCUAAUGCCUUUACGCUAUGUGGAUGAUCAUGGAUUACCCACAGAACAGUACCCCCUGAAUCCUAAUGGAUCUCCCCUAGGAGUGGCUGGCCUGUGCUCUUCAAAUGGCCGUCACCUUGCCAUGAUGCCACACCCAGAAAGGACUACACUGACAUGGCAGUGGCCCUGGAUGCCCCUGGAGUGGCGUCAGACUCUGACUACCUCACCUUGGCUACGUAUGUUCCAGAAUGCCUUUGAGUGGUGCUGUCAGAAUUAAUAGUGGCACUUUACCAAUUUUGGACAGAAGUAGCAAGUUUCACCGUUUUUUAUUCCAUUCCGUCUGUAUGUCAGCAGAAGGUAUUGUACAGUUUGUAAUGACAAAAUUCCAUUAGAAUUGCACUACCAAAUUAUACUGAUGAGGGCUGAAGGUCACAUAGAUCCUUUUUUGGGUUACAGUACUACUGUAAUACUUGUCAUUUUGAUUAUCAAUAAAUAUAUAUUUCGAUACAAAA